CAGACGACCACGCGUAACCAUGACCCAUGAAGCGGUAGCAGUCGGCACGACGCGAUGAUCGGACACAUGCGCCGGCCGCGCGCUCACCAUGCGACAGCCCUCGACCGAAACGGUCGACAAAGCAGUAUGCACGGAGGAGUCUGGCGCGGCGCGGCUCGAGGCGGUGUUGGUCGCGCUGGUCGAGCGCAAGGCGCGCGCGCUGCACGCCGAGCAGGCGCGCCGCCGCCUGCGGCACCCGCUGCUGCUGCUGCUGCGGGACCAUCAGUAUGUACGGAGGCGCGCGUGCUGCACGCCGAGCAGGCGCGCCGCCGCCUGCGGCACCCGCUGCUGCUGCUGCUGCGGGACCAUGUGGACGGUGAGUUCCCUGCGCGUCGCGCGCGCCACAACCUGCUGCUGCUGCGGGACCAUGUGGACGAAGAGGCGUCGAUGGUGGGCAGUCCUGGCGAGGUGCUGCCCUCCCACUGGUGCGAGCACGAGCACCGCAAGCAUAAGAACCUCAAGCUGCAUAUGCACCCCGAUGUAAUGUUUGACAGUGAGCUGGAUAGUCCGGAGGCGCUCGAGCUGGAGCGGCGACGGCGUCGGCGUAAACGGCGUCAGCGCGCCGCCGCCGCCGCCGCCGCGCAGCCGAGAAAACACCGCACGCUGCUCGUCUCCGCCAUCGACGAGCAGGCUAAAGUUAUACACGUUCUUGACCCCGACGAGCUACCCCGGCGGGCGCGGUACACCAUCAUGGUAACCGCGUGUCUGCUCCUCUUCCUCUGUCUGUUGCUAGUCGGCGUCACCUUGCGGAUGGCGCCCCUCAUCGAUGAUAUGGUACGCCAGGAGAACGAGCGUAUGAUGCACGACGUCCUCCAGCUCCCGCCUGGAAAUCGCACCCAGUUGUCGGGGGCAUUGCGCUGACGCCGCGCUAUUCGCCGAAGCCGCGGCUGGAUAACGUGCGGCCCGCCGCCGCCCCUCCAGAGGAACCAGAACCCGACCAGCCUGACGCUGAUCUUGACGCUCCCGAGGCCCACGCCGAGGCCCUCGUCG
This is a messenger RNA of Leguminivora glycinivorella, 1029 nucleotides long. RefSeq lists its product as uncharacterized. The transcript has 9 exons. Bases 55 to 900 code for a protein of 281 amino acids. NCBI's taxonomy places the organism in Eukaryota, Metazoa, Arthropoda, Insecta, Lepidoptera, Tortricidae. The record is from RefSeq and is a predicted model, not a curated record.